GAGACAGGAAGUGAUGUACCUCCUAGACAGGAAGUUCUAGGCCAGAGGUCAAGGAACAGGAAGUGGAUGGAAACCAUUGCUCUAACUGGCAGCAGGAGAAUGUCUGCUGUACACGAUACAACCACAUACGUAUCGAUGGAGAAGGACGAGAAGAGUCAGAUGACAGAGAGGAUAUUAAACCUGACUCUGGAGAUCAUCUACCUGCUGACCGGAGAGAAAUAUGCUGCAGUGAAGAUAACGUGUAUUGAAGGUCUUUUACAAGGAAUAUAUCCAGCGAUGUCGGAACGAUGGUGUCGAAGCCAGAAAUCCAUUGCAGUGCCUCCACCUCACUCCCCAACUCUUGAGAGAAAAAACAUUCAGAAGGUUCAAGAAAUCAGCAACAAACUUAUGGAGCUUCUAACAGGAGAGGUUCCUACAAGGUGUCAGGAUGUCACAGAGAGUAUCUCCAUCUCCAAGGACAACAAAUAUUUAGAAGGACACAAGGAUCUCUACAAGGACGUCAUGAUAGAGGACCGGCCGCCCCUCACAUCACCGGGUAAGAGGAGAUUUUAAUUUUGUGUUGAAGAUCCACCUAGAUACACACAUCCCCUGAGAUAAGAACAUAGUAUGUCAGGUUCCUAUAAGGUGUCAGGAUGUCACUGUCUAUUUCUCCAUGGAGGAGUGGGAGUAUUUAGA
Messenger RNA from Rana temporaria (common frog), 675 nucleotides. Its product is annotated as gastrula zinc finger protein XlCGF66.1-like. The transcript has 4 exons. NCBI's taxonomy places the organism in Eukaryota, Metazoa, Chordata, Amphibia, Anura, Ranidae. The record is from RefSeq and is a predicted model, not a curated record. Bases 67 to 552 code for a protein of 161 amino acids.